Molecule: messenger RNA, 768 nt
Organism: Medicago truncatula (barrel medic)
Lineage: Eukaryota; Viridiplantae; Streptophyta; Magnoliopsida; Fabales; Fabaceae
Exons: 2
Coding region: 75-554 (159 amino acids)
Source: RefSeq, a predicted model, not a curated record
UUAUAGUUGAACAUCAUACAUAAUAUAUAUAUAUACACACACACAUAGAAUCUAACCUCUCAAGUAGUUCCACCAUGACAUCAACCAGUUGCUGCCUCCGUCUUUACCCUACAACUUCAAACGCUUCUCUCAUCCCUAAAAACUCACCUCAACUUUCCUCGGAGAUCAAAAACAGUGGAUGCUGGAGAAGGCGGUGUGUUGUGAUAGGAGUGGCUUCGUGCUUCUCUAUAAUUGGACUACAAUUCAACAAUUCAGUGUCAUUGGAACAUGAAGCUGUGGCUAAGGAGAAUACCAUGUUGGUGGCCAUGUCAAAUUCAAUAGAUGAUGAUGAUGAGCAUGUGUUUUUGGUUGGUGGUGCGGCCAAAUGGAGCCAGAAAAGGAUGUGCCCCUCUUGGCAAGGAAACAAUCCCCUCGAAACCAUCGUGCCAGAGAAUCUUCCACGGCCAGCAGCACGUCGGAGAUAUGAGACUGUUCGCUCCACCUCUAAGAUUGCUCCACCACUCUCAAUGUCCGUCAAACUUAAAACCAAUAGGGACAGUUGUUUCUCCAUGUGAAAAUUCAAUUAAUUAGUAAAAUUGUACAUAAUUAUUAAUCAUUUAGUUCUUGCACAAAUUAGCUUUGUGAUAUAUUCUUGUCUUGGAAACUCAGAAAUAUCCAAUAAGUCAUGUAAUGAUCGUAAUAGCUAGUACUUUGUUGGAUUUAUGCACGUUCAUCUUGUAGUACAAUGUGUAGUACAUACAUAUUUCGAUUGCUUUCACGUUUCUCCGA